Molecule: messenger RNA, 3109 nt
Organism: Falco peregrinus (peregrine falcon)
Lineage: Eukaryota; Metazoa; Chordata; Aves; Falconiformes; Falconidae
Gene: CA4
Product: carbonic anhydrase 4
Exons: 8
Coding region: 527-1480 (317 amino acids)
Cellular component (GO): plasma membrane
Molecular function (GO): carbonate dehydratase activity; zinc ion binding
Source: RefSeq, a predicted model, not a curated record
AAACAUUUCCUGUUACUGCACGCAGCAGUCCCACUUUCCAGUCUCACAAAUCUACUCCAAUCCUGAGCAGCUGGUUGGAGGGGUAGGGGUAGGGGGGUGAGGGAGUUGGGGUUUUGUUUGUUUCAUUGGGUUUUUUUGAAACAAACCACUAACCUUAAGACACACAUGGAUCGAAUCAUGUGGGCUGUCAGGAAAAAAAGCUACCAGUAAAUAAAAUUGUAGCGUUUUAGUAAUAGGUCACUAAACCUGCAUAGGUUGCAAAGUAUUAGUUACUCACUACAGGCUUAGUGCUAGAAAUCCUGAUUCCUUUUGUCAUUCAUUUUUGAGAAAUGAAUAAAUUUAGGCAAAUCAGGAGCAGGGUAAAUCUGGAGAAAUUACAAAGGGGAGGAGUUCACCUUCCUGGUUAUGGCUUUCAGGUCUGUCCAGGACUACUUACUCUGGUAUAAAACUGAGAGCAGAAAUAUGAUCACAUACUAAGAAGUCUAAUCAAUUCUGGUUUCAACACUGAGCCUAUUUAAAAUAGAUAAUGGAAUUGCUGUUCCUUGCUCUCUUCUCCCUGCACAUUGUCAAGACAGAGGCAGUAGUUGGAGGCCAUUGGUGCUAUCAGUCACAGAAGUGUGAACAGCCACAGUGUGAAGAUCCUCGACAAUGGCAUCUAAUAGACAGCACCUGCAAAGGAAACAAACAGUCACCUAUCAAUAUUGUCACCAGAAAUGUAAUUUAUGACAAGAACCUUAAGCCACUGAAUUUUGAAGGAUACAAUGUGAAGGGGUCUUCAAAAUGGAACAUAGGAAAUAACGGACAUACAGUUAAAGUAACAUUAAGCACAUUCCCUAAAAUUGGAGGCGGAGGUCUGGGAAGCAAAUACAAGGCAAUAGAAUUUCAUUUGCACUGGGGAGUCCCAGGUGGGCAGCAGCAAUACCUUCCCGGGUCAGAGCACAGCAUUGAUGGAGAGAAACAAGCCAUGGAGCUUCAUGUUGUCCACAUAAGAGAAGAUGUUUCAGAUAUAACAGAAGCAAAGAAAAAUGCAGAUGGUGUGGCUGUGUUAGCAUUCUUUAUAAAGGUAGAAGAAGAAAAUAAAAACUAUGCAACUCUAAUAAAUGAGCUAGAGAAUAUAAAAUACAAAGGACAAACAGCACAGAUGGAACCUUUGCCACUGAGCUCUCUUCUCCCACCUGAGGAAGACCUUGGAAGGUACUACCGGUACGAGGGCUCCCUCACCACUCCUGACUGCCAUGAGGGUGUCAUCUGGACAGUAUUUGAGAAGCCAGUUGAACUCAGUAUUUCUCAGAUUUCUCAGUUUUCAACAGUCCACUUUGAUGGGAAGAACUCAACUUACAUGGCUGAAAAUUUCCGGCCUGUUCAGCUUCUGAACGAACGAAAGGUGUACUGGUCCAGUGCCAGCGUCCUCGUGCCUACUGCUAAGGUUUUAGUGUUGGUCCUGAUGCUUACGUACAUCCUGAGUUCUCUUUGCCAAUGAACGCUUUGCACCUCAUUCAGGGUUCUGGGCUUUUUGGAGGUGGUUGUUUUUAUUGCUGUUGUUGGUUCUUUGUAUCAAGUAAUCUCUCUAACUACCAACUCAUGAAUCAUAUCUCAAUACAGAAUUUAACCUUGCCCUCCUCCAGACACUAACCGAGGACUUCUGUUGCUGCUCUUAUAUAAAAUGAAACCCAUUGCACUAAAUCACAAGAAUUUAAAGGAACUGUAAGAUAAAGCUUUGAAGAUUCAGAUUUUAAAAAGCCCAAAACACUUAAAACAUCGGGAUGGAUUAUUUGCAAGCCUGUAGUUUGAACACAACACUGGAAGGACACUUUACAAGCAAUACAGGCGAUCUUCAAGAGGAAUCUGUUCUUAAGUGCCUAUGAAGGGUUUUGUUUGGAGUAUGUUUACAUUCAACACUGCAUAUCAGGAAGACAGUAACAUGUGGAGUAAUUCUUAUAAUCCCUAUCUUGUCCUACAUGAAGGUACAAUACAGAGCAAAGAAAAAAUGCUCACACACAGUUCAGCAACAUCUGGGUCAUCCAUAGUGAAGGACAUGUGACAAAUUUAAUCUGUACUAAUGCAAUUUCCCCCCUUCUUCCUUCAGAACAUCUAAAGUUAAUUUUUAGAUAAGGAUACUGGAUUCUUUUCACCUAAUCUACUGAUUCUGGAUUUCAGGUGUCUCUAUUAAGCCUAUUUAUUCAGCCUAGUACAGCAUCCUUCUCUAGCAUUCUCUGCCAAUAUGAUGUGCUAGAAAGAAAAAGAGAAGGUCAGCCACAGGUACCAGUUGCACAUCUGUGGAAAUUCUCUCUCUUUGGAGGGUUGCAUUUGAAGCAUAAGACUUAAAUGAUCCUUUUCAGUUUUUGUUUGCCUAAUAAAAUGGGAUAGCUCAAAGAACAGCUCUUUCCAGAAUCAUGAUUUCUGUUUCUAAAUGUCAGUUUGAACGCCCUCCCCCCCUUUUUUUUCUUUUCAUGAAAACAUGCCUGCAAUAUUUGCAUAUGGUUAAGAUUCAUAGCUUUUUUCCAAGAAGAUUGUGAUUUGAACUGAUUUCUUCAGAUCUUAUUCAAUUACUUACAGAAAACCUCAAUAUAUUGGAAAAUAGUGUUUCCUUGAUUUAUUCCAGUUCUCUCUCUGAAGACAGACACAAGUUUUGUUUGGCUAAUGCCAUAUAACAUGUUAGAUCUCCUUUUAAAAUUUUAGAUUUUGGCCACACCAAAAUAGGAUGUCAUAGUAUCUGACUUGUGGUUUUCUCUUUAGGCCAAUGUUUGCAGAGAUGACUUUAUACUACAGCUAUACGGCCAUUUCCAGGAAAACCAUAGCAGUGAGACUAACCACAGCUCAUCAACAGAGAAAAAGCAGGGGGAAAAAUAUUUUCAUAUUUAACAAUCAAUAACAUAAGCUUAAAAAAUUACACAUGGAAAAGCGAAUUCACCUUUUUAAGUUUAGAGAAAUGAUUAAGACUUUGACUGUAUUUUUAGCUAACAAAAAACUUUUGAGAAGCAAACAAAAACAAAGGAUUAAAGUUGAACAGAGACCCAUAUUUUUGCUGCCUUGAGUUUUUUUCUUUUGUCCUUGCUAAAGGGGAAUCCACACAACACUCAUUCAGAAAAGGAAUGUGACAUUUCCCCCU